This is a messenger RNA of Triticum turgidum subsp. durum (durum wheat), 2445 nucleotides long. Lineage: Eukaryota; Viridiplantae; Streptophyta; Magnoliopsida; Poales; Poaceae. The record is from the annotation of a GenBank genome assembly.
AUGCCAUUGCCAUUACCAUCGCACAGCCACGGCCGCCCUGCUGCAUCCAUGGCCGCCGCAGCUCGCCGCCCUCUGCUUCUCCCUAUCUCGUGGGUUCUAGUGCUGCUGCUGGCCGUCCACGCGACGUCGCAGCUCGCCGUAGCGCUUGACCAGGACGGCGUGCUGCUCCUCUCCUUCAAGUCCUCCCUCCUCGCCGACCCCCUCGGUUCCCUCUCCGGCUGGGGCUACGCCGACCCCACGCCCUGCGCCUGGAACGGCGUCGUCUGCAUGGCCUUCCCCGCCACGUCUUCGUCGGACCAGAUGAGGGUCGUCAGCGUCAUCCUGCCCAAUGAGCAGCUCGUCGGCCCCAUCUCGCCGGAGCUGGGCCGGAUCGAGCACCUCCGCCACCUCGAUCUCUCCGGGAACGCGCUCAACGGCACCCUCCCCGUCGACCUGUUCCGCGCGCCGGAGCUCCGCAUCCUCUCGCUCGCCAGCAACGGCAUCACGGGGGGGCUGCCGGAGCAGGUCGGCCAGCUGCGCAGCCUCCGCGCCCUCAACCUCGCCGGCAACGCGCUCUCCGGCGCCAUACCGGGGAACCUCACCCUGCUCCAGAACCUCACCGCCGUCUCCCUCUCCAGCAACUACUUCUCCGGCGCGCUCCCCGGCGGCGGGUUCCCGGCGCUGCAGGUGCUCGACGUCAGCUCCAACAUGCUCAACGGCACGCUCCCGGCGGACUUCGGAGGCGCCGCGCUGCGGUAUGUUAACCUCUCCUCCAACCAGCUCGCCGGGGCCAUACCGCUGGAAAUGGCGUCGCACCUGCCGGCCAACGUCACCAUCGACCUGUCCUUCAACAAACUCACCGGCGCGAUCCCGACGGUGGCGCCGUUCGUGGCGCAGAGGGCGACGGCGUUCGCGGGCAACGACGAGCUGUGCGGGAGGCCGCUCGACAGCCUCUGCUCCGAUGCUUCCACCUCCGCCGUGGAUCCCCCGAAGGGGACGGCAAAGUCGCCCCCGGCCCUUGCGGCCAUACCCAACAACCCGACCGAGACGAUGCCCGGCAGUGGAGCGCCGUCAUCAGGAGGAGGACAAGGCAGGCUGAAGCUGGCCACCAUCAUAGCCAUUGCCGCCGGCGACGUGGCCGGCAUCGCUGUCCUGUUCGCGGUGUUCUUCUACGUGUACCAGGUGAGGAAACGAAAGCAGCGGCAGGAGGUGGCGAAGCAGAGGAUGGGAGCAGCGGUGUUCAAGAAGCCGGAACCGUCGGACGAGUCGCCCGACGUCGCCGGCCGGAGCCUGUCGUGCUGUCCCGGGAAGAAGGCAGGCGACGACAGCGACGACACGGAGGAGGAUGUGACGGACACGUCUUCCUCCUUCGUUGCCAAGGAGGAGAACCACAAGGCAGGCGAGGGAGCGGUGGCAGCCAAGAAGAAAGAGAGGUCGGUGCUGGUGACGGUGGACGGCGAGGUGGAGCUGGAGCUGGAGACGCUGCUCAAGGCGUCGGCCUACAUCCUGGGCGCGGCGGGCGACAGCAUCGUGUACAAGGCGGUGCUGGCCGACGGCGCGGCGCUGGCCGUGCGCAGGAUCGGCAGCGAGGACGCUGGCGUGAGGCGGUUCAGCGAGUUCGACGCGCAGAUGCGCGCCAUCGCCAAGCUCCGUCACGGCAACAUCCUGCGCCUCCGCGGCUUCUACUGGGGCCCCGACGAGAUGCUCCUCAUCCACGACCUGGCCGCCAAUGGCAGCCUCGCAAACGCCUCCGUGAAAAGGAAGCCGGGGACGCCGCCGAUGAGCCUCGGGUGGAGCGCGCGGCUGCGCAUCGCGCGAGGCGUGGCGAGCGGCCUGGCCUACCUCCACGACAAGAAGUGCGUGCACGGCAACGUGAGGCCCAGCAACAUCCUCCUGGACGCGGACAUGGAGCCGCUGCUGGCCGACCUGGGCAUCCACCGGCUGGUCCGCGGCGCCGGGGACAGCAGGCUGAAGCCGGCGGGGCGGUUCGGGAGCAAGCGGUCGGCCAAGAGCCUGCCGGACCUGUCGCCGCCGCCACCCGGGACAGCAGGAGGAGGGGCGAGCCCGCUGGCCGGCGCCGGGCCUUCCUCCUCCGCGGAGGCGGCCGCGCACUACCAGGCGCCGGAGGCGGCCAAGAACCCGACGAAGCCGAGCACCAAGUGGGACGUGUACUCGUUCGGCAUGGUACUGCUCGAACUGGUGGCCGGGCGCGCGCUGACGAGCGUGGAGCUCUGCCAGUGGGCGGCGGGGGAGGACAGCGGGCAGCAGGCGUUCCUGCUGGCGGACGCGGCGCUGCGGGGGGAGAUGGAGGGCAGGGAGGAGACGCUGGCGAGCUGCCUGAGGCUGGGGUUCGCGUGCUGCGCCGCGGCGCCCGGCAAGCGGCCCGCCAUGAAGGACGUGCUCCAGGCCAUCGACAGGAUCCCGUCUCCUUCCUCCAACUCCUCCGCCUCCGCGCAGCGACAGUGA